Centropristis striata (black sea bass) is the source of this 655-nucleotide messenger RNA. RefSeq names its product lens fiber membrane intrinsic protein-like. Lineage: Eukaryota; Metazoa; Chordata; Actinopteri; Perciformes; Serranidae. The record is from RefSeq and is a predicted model, not a curated record. The transcript has 5 exons. Gene Ontology annotation, molecular function: structural constituent of eye lens. The coding region runs from base 80 to 655 and encodes 191 amino acids. Gene Ontology annotation, cellular component: plasma membrane.
ACACGAGGAUUGGGAAGAACAAACUGCAACAUCAUAGAUUUUACUGUGGUUUUCAUUUGCAUCUGUUCAACUAAUAGUGAUGGUUCCACUAAAGAAGAGUUGCUCUGCAGCGGCCCCGUUAUCUCAGCUCAAGAUGUACAGCUUCAUGGGAGGGGGCCUCUUCUGUGCUAUUGUUGGUAAUAUCCUGUUGGUGGUCUCCACUGCAACGGACUACUGGAUGCAGUACCGGCUCUCUGGAAACUAUGCCCACCAGGGUCUGUGGAGGUACUGCAUGUCCAACAAGUGCUACAUGCAGACUGACAGCAUAGCUUACUGGAAUGCAACCCGGGCCUUCAUGAUCCUUUCAGGGAUGUCGUGCUUUGCAGGCAUCAUCGCUGGGAUCAUGUCCUUCUCUCACUUCUCCUCCUUUGAAAGGUUCAACCGCUCCUUUGCUGCAGGAAUCAUGUUUUUUGUCUCCACUUUCUUUGUUCUGCUGGGAAUGGCCAUUUAUACUGGAGUGACAAUCAACUUCCUGGGGAGGCGCUUUGGUGACUGGCGCUUCUCCUGGUCCUACAUACUGGGCUGGGUGGCCAUGCUCAUGAACUUCUUUGCAGGUAUUUUCUACAUAUGUGCCUACAGAAUGUGUGAAUGCAGGAGAGGGAAUGGCCCACGCUAA